Theobroma umbraticum is the source of this 1857-nucleotide messenger RNA. Its product is annotated as transcription factor bHLH18-like. The record is from RefSeq and is a predicted model, not a curated record. NCBI's taxonomy places the organism in Eukaryota, Viridiplantae, Streptophyta, Magnoliopsida, Malvales, Malvaceae. Gene Ontology annotation, molecular function: protein dimerization activity.
GAUACAAUACAUGCUGUUAUGUUGUCAUUAUUCUACAGAAGCAAGAGAGCUUCUUUUAGGUGUCAAAUUUCAAUGGCCUUUAACGUCAUCUACCCCGUGAGACUGGUAGUGUGGUCGACUAUAAAACAGGCGAGAGCUCUAAAAGUUGGAAGAAAUUUGGGGCCGGUUCCUGCUCUACAGGAGGUUGUUUUUUUGGACAUCAAGAAAGUUUUGGACUAUCAUUACAGGGAUUCUAUUCAACAGGCUCUGUCUGUCAGCAAGUGGGAUUCUUCCAUGGAGAUUUCAUCAAUUAGAGAGUUACCAGAACUGGGAAUGGAGGAUCCUAACUUAUUCCAUCAAUGGCAAAUGAACUCUCUGGAUGAGCUCAGCAUCCUCCCAUUAGCAGCUGCGUUCGGAGAGAACUUGCAGCAGUCUUUCUCUAAUCAUAACUAUCCCGCCUUUAACCCCAAAACUUCGGUUGAACCUUCUCACACUGGCAUUGACAGACCCGUAAAACAGCACAAAACCAACAGCUGGAAUUCAUGCAAACCCGAUACUGAUAUAUCAAACCUCCAAUCUGCUUUUCAUCCAAACACUUUCUACUUUGCCAGUUCCAACCGCAUGAAUCCAACAGGCAUUGUGAAGCCUAAAGAAGAGGCAGCAUGUUCCAACAGCAUGGAGUCGUUCCCUUCUGAUAUCUUGAUUUCUCAAAAUUCCUUAAUUGGAAGCCCAAAUUAUAUGCUUAAGGCUUGCCAUGGAGCUAAGAGGGUUAGCACAGGCAAUAAAAUUUCUCAGUCAAAAGAUCAUAUCAUGGCAGAGAGGAAGCGUAGAGAGAAGCUCAGCCAGAGGUUCAUAGCUCUGUCUGCUAUAGUUCCUGGCUUAAAGAAGAUGGACAAGGCUUCUGUGCUUGGAGAUGCUAUCAAGUAUCUGAAACAACUGCAGGAGAAAGUUAAGACACUUGAGGAGCAGACUAGGAAGAAAACAAUCGAAUCAGUAGUUUUUGUGAAGAAAUCUCAACUCGUCGCCGACAGUGAUGACUUUUCCUCGGAUGAGAAUUUCAGUGGCCCCUUUGAUGAGCCACUACCAGAAAUUGAAGCAAGAUUUUGUGACAAAAGUGUUCUCAUAAGAAUCCACUGUGAGCAAAGAAAAGGACUUCCACAGAAAAUCAUGUCUGAACUCGAGAAAUGUCACCUAACAAUCAUCAACAGCAAUGUCAUGACAUUUGGGAGUUCCGCUCUUGACAUAACUAUCGUUGCUCAGAUGGAUAUGGAAUUCUGCAUGGCAGUAAAGGAUCUUGUGAAGAAGCUACGUUCAGCUUUUAAAUUAAUCAUGUGAAAUUCCUCCCUCUAAAUAUCAUAUAUACUGGCACUCACUGCAGCUAGAAGCUUGAAAGUUUAGGAAUAAUGAACAUCCUUGUAUGCAUAAAUUCAGACGGUCUGAAAACAAGGCCUUGAAUGCUCCUCCACCACUCAAAGACCAUGCAUCAUCAAGCCCCUUAGCUUCAUUUUUGCAAGAAGGGUUCUUUAAUUUUCAGUCCAAUUUUUGCAUGGUCCUACUGUUUCACCAUGUUCAGUUCCUUCUUGUUUUAAAAAGAACUGAUCUCACAGCUAAUUUGGGCUUUUUCUUUUCUGUGUGAGGUUGAAAAAUUCAACUCAAUUUUGUACAUAUGAUGUCCCUGUCUCACCUAAAUUGGUUGAAAAGGGAAAAAAUGGUUUUUCUUAAGGUGUGAGGACAGAUUGGCUUUUGUUGCUGUUCUCUGUUCAUAUAUAUAUUCAGUGUUUUAGAGGCAUCCUGGAAGGCCUCUUUUCUCCUUGUAAUAUCUAUUUCUGGUUUGUAACAGUUUGAAUGACAAUAAUGAGAACAAAAGGAGUUCUUCCU